AUUAAAAUAGCCAGUAUGAGCGACUAUGAAGAAGACUUUGAAGAUGACUACAGAGAUGAAAAUUUCUCUCCAGAAGACAAUGCACAAGAAUCCAUAACUGAACAAAAUCUUAACCAAGACCUUGCUUCAAAGACAGACAUUAAGCCUAAAAACGGAGUUAUCUCAGAAGAAAGAGUGAAGCUGAUUUCAAAUGCAGAGAAAUAUAUUCAAAAGAUAGCAGAGAAGCAUCCCUCCAAGGCUAUUGAAAAGUCCGUUGCUGAGGCUAGAAUGAUCUUAGACAGAGUGAAAGGAUCAGCAUCUGCUGCUGCACAGCUCUCGACAAAAGAUGGACAAAAAUAAUCAAGAGAAAAAGCUAGGGAAAGCAUUGAAGAAGAUGAACGAAGAUCUGAAUAAACUCAUUGACUACAUUAAAGACAUUGAUAUUAAGAAAAAGGAUCAAGAUCGGCCAGUUAGCCAACUCCUCAAGGUCAGAAAUGAAGAAAUCAAGAACAGCGAUAAGCAAAUGAUGAAUCUUAUGGUCGAACAUCAAAGAUUAAAGGCCAGACUUGAACAAGUCUCAAAUCCUACUUACAUGAUCGAUCUAAAGACCAAUAUCAGCCAAGCUGAUGCCAGGAUCAAGCAACUCAAAAGAGAGAAGAAGGACCUCGAAGUCCAACAGUUCAGAAGAGAGCGUAAGAUGGAGAAGAUAAUAGAUCCCUAUGGAGAGCCAGGAAAUCUUAAAAGUGUAAAUGAUGCUCAGAAAGAACUAGAGGUCAUCACGCAGAAGCUAACUAAACUGAGAGCUAAAAAGGAGAAGCUUGCUGAUUCAAAAGUUGCGCAAGAUAAUCAAAUGAAAUCACUCAAGGAAAGACUUGAAAGGAUCAUGCAAAAAGCCCAAGAACAUGGCAUUGAUGAGGACAUCAAGAAAGAAGAGAGAAGGAUGAGGGAUACCUCACAAAACUCAGCUAACCCUGAUUCUCAAUCAAGCACAACGAAUCAUGCCAAUAUCCUUCGCAAGAAGAAAGUAAUGCUCCAGGCUUUUGAGUCCCAGAAGAAAAAGACAGAUAUGUUUAUUAAUAAGGAAAGAAAGGAGUACAAAGAACUUUGAGUUCAAAAAUAAGAAACUCAACAAAGAUCUCACUGAAAAAGCUAACCUUCUCAAACAGAAAACUGAAAAAAUGGGAGAAUUAAUUGAGAAGGCAAAGAAGUAUAGCGAUCCUAACACCCAAGAGUUAUUAAGUAAGUGGGAGAACUCCAACCAGAAGAUGAAGGAAAUGUAUCAGAGUGAAAUCAACCAAAUGAAUAGCCACAAUAUUGAGAACAUCUCUCAAAAGAGUAUCAGUCAGAAGACCUCCUCUCGAAGGAAUUUACCAGAAAUGAAAGGCGUAAAACAAUCCGAGGAUGCUAGAAGUAGCUAUUCCGAUGUUAAAGAAGACGUUUCACAUAAAUCUUCAGAUUAUAAUCAGAGUUCAAACAAUAAAGCACCUUUGAAUAUUAAGAGCAAACUGUCGAACGCUUCAUUAUCAAGCCAGAACAAGCAAUCAUCAGGAGAUCAAAGAUCUGUGACUUCAUAUCAAGCUGAAGAGAAGUAUUCUGACCAUCAGGUACCUGUCAAAGAGAAGGAAUUGUAUAAAAAGCCUGUAUUAAAAACAAAGCCUAUGUUAGCAGGCAAGCCCAGUCCUUAUCAGCAGCACGAUUUCACUCAAGGAGAGGAAGAUAAAGAUGAGCCAUACAUCCCUUCUUCAGAAAGCAGAAGGUCUAAAAACUCUUCACAAAACAUUCCUUCGAUUGACAAGAAGCCAGUGAAUUCUUCUUUAAAGCCUAUUUCAUCGAUCCCAGUUCUGAACAAGGAGAAGCCCAGCAUUGGAGGUCAAGGUAUAGCGAAUGCUAGUUCGAUUCCUACCCUUGGGAAUAGUAGAAGAACAAGAGCGAAGAAUCCUUUUGCUAAAUUUGACAAUUAUGAUCCGCUCCAAAGCUAAAGAUAACCAAUAGAGAGAUAGUGCUAACUAGGUUUAAAUAGUUAUGAAAAAUAUGAGUUUUAGAAGAAUUCAAU
Messenger RNA from Moneuplotes crassus, 2032 nucleotides. The record is from the annotation of a GenBank genome assembly. NCBI's taxonomy places the organism in Eukaryota, Ciliophora, Spirotrichea, Euplotida, Euplotidae.